Molecule: messenger RNA, 1616 nt
Organism: Amphibalanus amphitrite
Lineage: Eukaryota; Metazoa; Arthropoda; Thecostraca; Balanomorpha; Balanidae
Product: KRR1 small subunit processome component homolog
Exons: 5
Coding region: 425-1447 (340 amino acids)
Cellular component (GO): small-subunit processome; nucleolus
Molecular function (GO): RNA binding
Source: RefSeq, a predicted model, not a curated record
AUGCUGAAGGCACGGGAGCGAACCCCCCUCUACCAGCUGGCCAACAAGAACACGCUGCUGCUGAGUCUGAAGGGGACGACCACCACGACCACGACGACUACCACAGCCAGCACGGUGGACAAGCGGACGGCGCUGUGUUUCGCCGACCAGUUUAACGGCGCCCAGGCCAACCCGUACCUGGUGCUGACGCAGACGGACGGCGAGGCGGUGGUGGUGCGCGGCGUGGGGGUCGGAGCGCUGGUCACCGGCGCCGCCGCGCUGCCGCUGCUGCUCAAACAGGGCGGGGACGUCAGCUGCUCGCUGGCCACCGUCGAGACGCUGGCCGCCGACGGAGCGUUCGACCUGUCGCAGACGGUGUACUCUGUGACUGUGCCGACGAGCUACUCCAUCGGCGGCACGGGCACCGACAUAGUCGUUCCCAGCGAUGAGUGACACAGAGGAGCAGGAGGUGCCGGACGGCCCCGUGGAGAACGCCUGGGCUCUGAAGGUGCCCGAGUUCAAACCGGAGCACAAUCCGCACGGCGUGCUGGAGACCAGCUCGUUCGCCACCCUGUUCCCCAAGUACCGCGAGGCCUACCUGCGCGAGGUGUGGCCACUCGUGCAGAAGGCGCUGGAGCCCUACUUCAUCCGCGCCGAGCUGGACGCCGUCGAGGGCAGUAUGACCGUGUCGACCACGCGCCGCACCUGGGACCCGUACAGCAUCAUCAAGGCGCGCGACCUCAUCAAGCUGAUGGCGCGCAGCGUGCCCUACGAGCAGGCCGUCAAGGUGAUGCAGGACGAGGUCAGCGCGGAUAUCAUCAAGAUCGGCUCGCUGGUGCGCAACAAGGACCGCUUCGUGAAGCGCCGCCAGCGACUGAUCGGCCCCAACGGCUCCACGCUAAAGGCGAUCGAGCUGCUUACCAACUGCUACGUUCUGGUGCAGGGUAAUACGGUGGCCGCACUGGGUCCCCACAGAGGCCUCCAGCACGUGCGGCAGAUCGUCGAGGAAACGAUGAACAACAUUCACCCCAUCUACAACAUUAAGGCGCUUAUGAUCAAGCGUGAGCUCGCCAAGAACCCACAGCUCAAAAACGAGAAUUGGGAUCGCUUCUUGCCCAACUUCAAGAAGAAGAACACCACCAAGCGGAAGCAGCCGCUGAAGAAGAAGGAGAAGAAGGCGUACACGCCGUUCCCGCCACCGAUGCCGGAGAGCAAGGUGGACAAGGAGCUGGCCAGCGGACAGUACUUUAUGCUGGAGAAGCAGCGGAGGGCGGCGAAGAAAAAGGAGCAGCGCGAGAAGAUGGCUCAGGAGGCUGCCAAGCGGACCGAGCAGCGCAACAAGGUCUACCAGCCGCCCAAAGAGCCCACCAAGAAACCGCAGAAGAAGAAGGACGACCAGAUCGACGUGGAGGCUCUCAAGGCCAAGGUGAAGAAGGCGCAAAAGAAGAAGAAACGAGCCGAAACGUGAAAAGGUACUGGUUACUUGGGGUGUGGGGAUUUCGACUUGUCAUUGGGCGAUUUGUACGUAAUAUGUAUUGUUAUGAAAUGUGCUUUGAAUGGUGUAUUGAUGCAUUUGAACGGUGUAAACUUUUGCAUGUUGCUUCGACAUCGUGAAUAUACAGGUGCGUCGUGCUGUA